This is a messenger RNA of Meira miltonrushii, 696 nucleotides long. RefSeq lists its product as uncharacterized. NCBI's taxonomy places the organism in Eukaryota, Fungi, Basidiomycota, Exobasidiomycetes, Exobasidiales, Brachybasidiaceae. The annotation marks the transcript as partial. The transcript has a single exon. The record is from RefSeq and is a predicted model, not a curated record. Gene Ontology annotation, molecular function: protein binding.
GGACCGGAUUAUAUGAGUAUCGAAAGACUUGCUCGGACAUGUUGGAAAUUUCGACAACUGACACGAGCAUGGAGCGUUUGGAAGAUGAUCGUGUAUGAGACAUUUUACCCGCCUCAAAUUCCACAGAGGAUAUCGAUAAGCACUCUCUUGGCAGAAAAGCAUAGGAAUGAUUGGAGAACGUUGUUCAUCGAUCAGCCAAGGGUUCGAAUGAACGGAGCAUAUAUUGCAUCUUACCAGUACACUCGACCGGGUGUUCAUGAAGAGAAUGUUUGGGUACGGGUGAUCCAUGUUGUUAAAUUUUAUCGAUCGAUUCGAUUCUUACCUGAUGGACGUGUACUUUCGUUUACCACAACUGAUCCGCCACAAGAUACGGUUCGCAAGAUGGAUCCAGCAUUUUAUGCCAAAGGAUUUGCGACUGGUAGAUGGACUAUGCAUCCUGACGGAUUGGCAGAUGAUGAGAUCUUAGGGAGACCAAAAGGUGCAAAGAUUGUGAUUGAUGAUUUGAACGAUAAAACACUUUCACGUUAUAAUUUCCGUUUAAUUCUCAAGCUAGACGGUAGAAAUCGCGGUAAAUGGGAUCGAAUGGAGAUGCUAGAGUAUGAGAGUAUCAACUUGGUUUCGGGUGAGAUUUGUCCCUUGCCAAUGAAUCACAAGAAACCAUUUCAUUUUUCACCCGUUCGUAGUUAUGGAAUUUGA